Molecule: messenger RNA, 648 nt
Organism: Mycena indigotica
Lineage: Eukaryota; Fungi; Basidiomycota; Agaricomycetes; Agaricales; Mycenaceae
Exons: 6
Coding region: 1-648 (215 amino acids)
Biological process (GO): cell surface receptor signaling pathway
Source: RefSeq, a predicted model, not a curated record
AUGCCUGCACGCUCGAAAAAGAAAAGUGGCAAGAACAGUGGUGCUGUUGACCGAUGGAAAGCCCUUGCUCUGGAUGUUCUCAAAAUAGCCGUACCGGUGUCUAAAGCGAUUCCUUUGGUCGGGAACACUCUUGAAGGUGCCCUUGAAGCUGUUCUGUACAUCAUCGAAGUCAAAGAUCAAGUCAAAACAAAGCGCGAGCAAUGUGACCUCCUAGCUGAUCGUGUCUUGAGUAUCACGGCUGCGAUUACCACAGAGCUCAUGAAGAGUGAUCGGGAAACCCUGGCAAGACGUGAAAACAGUGUCGCAAGUUUGCGGGGUACCUUGCGAGAAGUCAAAGAUCUUCUUGACCACCUGACAUCUGUCUCUCUGAUUCAACGAGUCCUUGAGCGUGGUGAAGUUGAUGGCAAGCUAGCAGUAUUGAAUCAGAAAUUGAACACUGCAAUAGACAACUUCAAUAUUACAGAGCAUAUGCGCUCAGAAGAGACCUUGAACCAAUUACGUGAAGCAGUGCAAGAUAUGCAAAACAAGCAAAAUAUCUUGCUGCUCAAUUCCUUGCUACAGCCAGUUACAAGUGCAAGCUUCCAUGCACACUUGCUUCUUGGUUCAAUGACACAAAUGGCCCCCAGAUUUUUUGGUUAUCAGGUUUAG